Messenger RNA from Fonsecaea pedrosoi CBS 271.37, 1467 nucleotides. RefSeq lists its product as uncharacterized. The transcript has 2 exons. The record is from RefSeq and is a predicted model, not a curated record. Bases 1 to 1467 code for a protein of 488 amino acids. NCBI's taxonomy places the organism in Eukaryota, Fungi, Ascomycota, Eurotiomycetes, Chaetothyriales, Herpotrichiellaceae.
AUGGAGUUGAGACCGCUUCCUCUCGAGGCUACCUGUAUCAUGUGUCCACGCCGCGGAACCAAAGUGUGCUCCAGCUGCAAAGACGCCCGCUAUUGCUCCAAGAACUGCCAAAAGCUUGACUGGAAGAAUCAUAAAAUCAUCUGCCCAUCCUUCCAGGAACCCAAACCUCAAGUGACAGAAGCGAACGGGCGAAUAGACGGUAUUUUCUACGACUUUCUCCCUGAAGUUGGCUUGGUAGAUUUUAGGCGGGCACUCGUCUUCCCUGGCGACAAGCAACCACCCAAAUUUGUCUGGGUCAAGACCUGGAUCGUGCAUGGAGGCUCUGAGACAUUUGAUUCGAAGCCAUUCUUUGACCAUGCUGGGGAGACUGAUUGUAUUUACUUGGCACACAACAGCAUCCAAGCGCGGGAUGCAUGUCGUGAUGAAAAGGAUCUUCUCAGAUUCUUCUUCAAGGACGAUACGUCCAAAGAACCACCGAACCUGGCCGUGCAAGCUUUCACCCGGUCAGGAGCCUGCUCAAAAUACCUCAAAGGUCCAAUAAUUCUCAUGUGUGGCACUGUUGGCGCUCGUGGGCACGACCACUUUCGAGAUGUCGAUAUGCGCGAUUCACGAAGUGCCGCAGACUUCUUCAGCUCGGCAUACCGUUCGGGAUACGGAGACUCGUGUCUUCUGGAGAAACGCUUUGUGACGACGGCGAUCGCAUGCCCCGAAGACAUCACGAGCUAUCAGCUUGAAGGAAAGUACCACCAGCAGGUCUUCGAUGGCUGCGAUUCCGUCUUCCAAGCAGAGGGUAGUGGCAUUGCCAACCUUUUGGGAAUUCCGAUUCUGAUCCGGUCCCACAUUCCACCGAAACCAAAACGCAAUCAGUACGGCGCUUGGAUUCCCCAGGACGAAGAGAAUGAACCCACAGACGUUGGUCCUGACAGCGUCGAUGCACUGUUUCUCCUGCGAGAUAUUACCUCGACAACCACUGGCCGUCAGGAAACAACAGCUUCGAUGCACAGAUUUCGAACGAAUGAUAGAGACUAUGCGGGCACGAAUGGGUUUGGGUCAUCCCCCAAGGCCUCACGGAGGUCGGGCUCCUUUUCUCUCGUCCGCGCUGACGGAUUGCCACUUCUUUCUCUCCACGUUGAAGCACUUGUCGGUUACAUUCGUGACGAAGUCGAGCCGCGCUUGUCACAUGCGUUGGCAGGGACUGCUUCUGGUGGUGUCGUUGCUAGUCGAGAAGCUGUACUCAAUUCGAUCACCCAGGCCGACUUCUCCAGAUACUUCGAUGCUUUCAAGGCCGCAAAGACACUUCAUGAUCACAUUGUGGCAUUCAUUCCUUCUCCAUACGCCAUGUCAAAGGAAUUUCUUGCAGACAUGGAGCGUCAGGCGGACAUUAUAUGGGAGGACCAGAAGGCGGCCGGUUUUAAACAGGAGAGUGAGCAUGAACCUGUUCAGCAGCCUGGAGUGAUUUACCUCUGA